GUUUGAUCUGGUAUGAAAAAUAAAAAAUCGAGACCAUAUCGUAAACCGUAAAAUUUUUUUUUUAAAAAACCAUACCAAACCGUUUAGACCGCAAACCAGAUCAAAUACUAAAAUUACAAUUUAGUCCCUUUAAUUUGCGGAUUAAACCAAACUAUUUUCAAGCCUAAAUCUAUAACAAGGAAUCUUUUUGCAUUUUUUUUACACCAAAAUAGCACAGUUUUUGAAAACCCUAACUCAUCCGACCUCCUUCCUUCCUCUGUUCGUCGCCUUAUCGCCCCUCGCCGGUCGCCGCUUUUCCUUCACCGCGGCUUGUUUCGGGUAUAAUCCUUCAACAUGGUAGUAAAAUCUCUGAGGUUGGAUGCCUCUAAGAAAGCAGAUCGAAAAUUUGAGAAAAAACUUCAAUUUUAUUCUAAGGUGCGGGAGAAUGUUGCAACUUUAAGUGCUAAGAAGAGUAUUGAAAAGAAGAGUAAAAGUACAAGAAGACGGCAAAAGAAAUUGAAGGCUUAUGAUCUUUCACACCUCCAUGAAUUCUUGCCUGAGCUUAAAGCAGGCCAGAAACCUGCCCCCGAACCGGAAAAAGUUAACUGUAAAUCCCGACAAAAAUUAGUAUUGAAGGAGGCAAAGCAGUUGAUGACUGUCAUUAGUCACCCCAUUUUCCAGUCAGAUCCACUUGCUGCCAUACAUCAGCAUCUGCAAAACACCCAACCAGCUCCCGAGCACAAACUGCCAUCUAAAGACGAUGCUAAGAAGAAAAGAAAGAAGAAAAAGAAAUCUUCUUCCGGACCACAAUCCAUGGAGCUGUGAACUAAGUUCUAGGCAUACAUAUGCAAACUACUUAACAUAUCUUCAUUUGAGGAUAGGUUUUUAGCAAUCGAGCUUUACGAAAACAGUUAUCAGAUAUGGUUGGGCUAUAUAGUUAUCUGGUAUUUAGUGACUUAGCGAUAUAGCCUGAGAGGCCCGAGAUUUUGUAUGUAAAGAUCCUCUAGUAAUUUCAUCAGGUUCUCAUCA
This is a messenger RNA of Amaranthus tricolor (Joseph's coat), 1008 nucleotides long. RefSeq lists its product as uncharacterized. Gene Ontology annotation, cellular component: nucleolus; 90S preribosome; preribosome, small subunit precursor. Gene Ontology annotation, biological process: maturation of SSU-rRNA from tricistronic rRNA transcript (SSU-rRNA, 5.8S rRNA, LSU-rRNA). The record is from RefSeq and is a predicted model, not a curated record. The transcript has 6 exons. Bases 334 to 804 code for a protein of 156 amino acids. NCBI's taxonomy places the organism in Eukaryota, Viridiplantae, Streptophyta, Magnoliopsida, Caryophyllales, Amaranthaceae.